AUGGCCCAUCAUCAGUACCAGCCAGAACAGCAACAGCAACAACAACAGUAUCAAUACCAACCGAUAUCAGAGUAUCACAGUCCAGCGCUGGAUUAUGGACAUCCGAUAGUAUCGACGAUUGAAACUUAUUGGCCUCGGUACCAAUAUUCGGAUUCGCAUACAACACAGAACGCUAGUCAGAGCAAUAGCAGAACUCGUAACAACCAUCAUUACAGCCGAUAUGAACAAUAUCAACAGUUCGGUACGCGUAACACUUUUGUAACGUCACCCACACGUCCCCCGAGUACAACGGCCAAAAUCGUCAUCAGUGGUAUUCCGCAACACGCCAAGUUUGACGAUAUCGAACCGCUGCUGAAGCCAUACGGCAAGGUGGAACACUGUGAGGCUGGUACUAGCAAAGAUCCUAACACGCAAACCGUCCAUAUCACCUUCGAGAAUCACGAUCAAGCACAGAGGGCGGUGUCGGGAUUGAACGGUGUCGAUUUCGACGGUUCGAAGCUGCUGGUGGAGCUAUCGGAGGCGAACAAACAGGCCCGCAGGGCACAGCGCAACCGGUCGCAGUACGGUGCAGGCAUGCCCGGUGGUGGUGGUCCCGGUCGCCAGACCGACUUCCCGCUGCGUGUGCUGGUGCAGAGCGAGAUGGUCGGGGCGAUCAUUGGCCGGCAGGGUAGUACGAUCCGGCACAUUACCCAGCAGAGCCGGGCGCGCGUGGACGUGCACCGGAAGGACAACGUUGGUUCGGUCGAGAAGGCGAUCACAAUCUACGGCAAUCCGGAAAAUUGUACGAUGGCGUGCAAGAAGAUACUGGAAGUGAUGCAGCAGGAGGCCAACAGUACGAACAAGGGUGAAAUUUGCCUCAAGAUUCUGGCACACAACAAUCUGAUCGGUCGCAUUAUCGGCAAGAGCGGGAACACGAUCAAGCGGAUAAUGCAAGACACCGACACGAAGAUCACCGUCAGCUCGAUCAACGACAUUAGCAGCUUCAAUCUGGAGCGUAUCAUUACCGUGAAGGGCACGAUUGAUAAUAUGUCCAAGGGCGAAAGCCAAAUCAGUGCCAAGCUGCGCCAGAGCUACGAGAACGAUCUGCAGGCACUGGCACCGCAGAGCAUCAUGUUCCCGGGUCUGCACCCGAUGGCGAUGAUGUCAACGGCCGGCAAUGGUAUGGGCUUUACCGGGCGUACGGGUGGCGCGACGGCAAGCGGUGGCAGCGGUGCCGGUAUGUAUCCGGGCUCGAACUUCCCGAUGUAUCAGCCACCGGCCGGUGGGCCGGCCGGGGUACCCCCUGGCACGAGCGAGGUGCAAGAGACUACCUACCUCUACAUCCCGAACAAUGCGGUUGGUGCGAUCAUCGGCACCAAGGGAUUACACAUCCGUAAUAUCAUCCGGUUUUCGGGUGCAUCCGUGAAGAUCGCACCGCUCGAGGCAGACAAACCGCAGGAACAGCAAACGGAGCGUAAAGUUACCAUUAUCGGCACACCGGAGGCCCAGUGGAAGGCGCAAUACCUGAUCUUCGAAAAGAUGCGCGAGGAGGGCUUCGUGUCCGGUACGGACGAUGUUAGAUUAACCGUGGAAAUUUUUGUACCAAGUGCACAGGUGGGUAGAAUAAUUGGCAAAGGUGGACAAAAUGUGCGAGAGCUGCAGCGUGUCACUGGUAGCAUAAUUAAGCUGCCCGAGCAUACCGCUAGUGCGCCUGUGGAUGAAGAAACGACAGUACACAUCAUCGGUCCCUUCUUCAGCGUGCAGUCGGCACAGCGGCGUAUUCGUACGAUGAUGCUUGCCACGAAUCCGCCGCCGGUCACCAAGCGACAGUCGACGCAGAAAUCGAAGGAUCAAACGACGGGAGGGGCAUCUUCGCCUACUGCUGGUGCAACCGCAGCCACCACCACCACCGCUACCGUUAGCGCCAGCACGACACCACCCCAGCAACAGUCGUCCAGUACAAAUGCGUAA
Messenger RNA from Anopheles marshallii, 1950 nucleotides. RefSeq names its product insulin-like growth factor 2 mRNA-binding protein 1 (gene Imp). The record is from RefSeq and is a predicted model, not a curated record. The transcript is spliced from 5 exons. Lineage: Eukaryota; Metazoa; Arthropoda; Insecta; Diptera; Culicidae. Gene Ontology annotation, molecular function: mRNA 3'-UTR binding. Gene Ontology annotation, biological process: nervous system development; regulation of gene expression. Gene Ontology annotation, cellular component: cytosol; nucleus; cytoplasm. The coding region runs from base 1 to 1950 and encodes 649 amino acids.